CCUCUGGCCCCGCCCCGCCCCCUCGCGAGUCGCGCGCAGCUUGCGCCUGCGGAACUGCGGAUCGGGUUCCGAGCGGGCUUGGGGCUGUUUCCAUUGAAUGACCAGGAAGGGUGAGGCCCCCGCUGUGGCCCGAAGUUCUCAGUGCCUAGCGUUCCUGCAAAACUGCGGAGAAAUUUCGCUUGAAACCACCAACUGACAAACCCAGUGUCCCUGAGCCUUUCCAGUUUUUCUGGCAGGUUGAUUUUGAGGCGACAUGUCCUCCGCUUCUAUGAAAGAAUGCCUGCAGCUUCAGCUACUGGAAAUGGAAAUGCUGUUUUCUAUGUUUCCUAACCACGGAGAAGUAAAACUUGAGGAUGUAAAUGCCCUAUCGACUAUAAAGAGGUAUUUAGAAGGCACAAGGGAGGCACUGCCACCAAAAAUUGAAUUUGAGAUUACACUCCAGAUUGAGGAGCCUAAGGUGAAAAUUGAUUUGCAAGUAACCAUGCCUCACAGCUACCCCUAUGUAGCACUGCAGCUGUUUGGACGGUCAUCUGAGCUCGACAGACAACAACAGCUUCUCCUCAACAAAAGUCUCACUUCUUACAUAGGGACUUUUGAUCCAGGUGAGCUCUGUGUGUGUGCAGCAAUCCAGUGGUUACAGGACAACAGCGCCUCCUAUUUCCUGAACAGAAAGCUCGUGUACGAACCAUCAACACAGGCAAAGCCGGUCAAGAACACGUUCCUGCGAAUGUGGAUCUACAGCCACCAUAUAUAUCAGCAGGACCUGAGGAAAAAGAUUUUGGAUGUGGGGAAAAGGUUAGAUGUGACUGGAUUUUGCAUGACCGGAAAGCCUGGUAUAAUCUGUGUGGAGGGCUUCAAAGAGCAUUGUGAGGAAUUCUGGCACACUAUUAGGUAUCCCAAUUGGAAACACAUUUCCUGUAAGCAUGCUGAAAGUAUUGAAACCGAAGGAAACGGGGAGGAUCUGCGUCUGUUCCAUUCUUUUGAAGAAUUACUCCUAGAGGCCCAUGGCGACUAUGGAUUAAGGAAUGACUAUCACAUGAAUCUGGGUCAGUUCUUAGAAUUUCUAAAAAAACACAAAAGCGAGCAUGUUUUCCAGAUAUUAUUUGGUAUUGAAAGCAAAAGUUCAGACUCCUAGGAAGCUAUGAAAAGGCCUGUGCUUGUAAUUUCACUAAAGUAGUAUUUCUGUUAAUAAAACCAAACUGAAAGGGCCGGCAGCUGUUUUGUGUCCUCUGUGAGAAACCUAGCUCCCGAAUUUUACCUGGUACUGAAACAUGGGCCUUUUAACUUUGUAACAGUGCAAUCGUGAUGUUACCCUAUGUUCUUGUGUUAACUGAAAACUAUUUAAUUGUAAAUUAAUAAAACAGUCAAUUCAA
This is a messenger RNA of Hipposideros armiger (great roundleaf bat), 1373 nucleotides long. RefSeq names its product RWD domain containing 2A (gene RWDD2A). The coding region runs from base 254 to 1135 and encodes 293 amino acids. Gene Ontology annotation, molecular function: protein binding. The record is from RefSeq and is a predicted model, not a curated record. The transcript is spliced from 3 exons. Lineage: Eukaryota; Metazoa; Chordata; Mammalia; Chiroptera; Hipposideridae.